Messenger RNA from Paramecium primaurelia, 1118 nucleotides. The record is from the annotation of a GenBank genome assembly. NCBI's taxonomy places the organism in Eukaryota, Ciliophora, Oligohymenophorea, Peniculida, Parameciidae.
AUGUCUGAUAUCAACAGUGAAGAGAAUUCAACUAGUAGUCGUGAAAUUAAUAUUGAAUAGAUUACAGUAUAAAUUAGAAUAAUUAUUUUUUAUAUAGGCUAAACUAUAUGUUGAAUUGAUAGAUGUAAGAGAUCCAAGUUAGAAUUAUAUUGAAUAUUUCUCAUAAUUUGAUUUGAGUAAAAUGUAAUAAGCGAAUGGAAUAAAUAUAUUCAAAUUGNAGAUUAGAGUUAAUUUUUUUAGACAUUUUACAUAUAAUCUCAUAAUGAAAAUUUUGGUUUAUUAAAGACUUUGAAUAAUAUUUAUAAAUCAAUACCAAAUAGUAUUUUGGUGAUUUUUUAACAAAGGGAUAAAAUAAAUGAAUUUAAAAAUUAUUGUGAAAAAGAAUAAUCUAAUAUUUUUUUAGAAAUGGAGAAAAAAAAAAAGCUGUUUUGGGCACAGAAAGGCUAAAAAUAUAAACCAUAUGAUUUUAUAACAAGUUCAAAAGAUGGAGCAAUUUUAUUUGAAACUUAUAGUGGGAUUUUUAAAAAAGAAUUUAAUUUUCCAAAUUCAUUUUAAUUUUGUAAAGCUAUAAUCUUGACUUGUAUGUGUGAACCAAAUUAUUUCAAAGUAGAGGAAGUUUAAUAUGCAAAUGAUGAAAUAUCCUUGUAAUAUUUUUAAAACAGAUCUUUCAAUCGUAUAAUCUAAAGAACUUUACUUUAAGAGAAUAAAAAUGGGUAGUUUAUAGUUUUUAAAAUAGGGUUUUAAUCAUUUAUGAUUAGAAGGAGAAAAUGUACAAAUGGAUAGAAAAUUGUGGUAUAUAGUAACUCAAUUAAUUGGAUUUUGAUAAUCCAUUUUUUAUUAAAAUGAUUGAAAGAUAGUGUAAAGAUUCAAUUGAAGUAGAAAAAGAGUCUAAUUAAAAUAAUGUAUAAGUAAUUUAACAAUAAAUACAAAGUGGCAUAUAAAAUAAUCAAUAAAGCAUUGCUAUGAAUUUAUCAUUAGUACCAAAUUUAUAAUAAAUUGAAAAUUAAUAACAAUAGUAAAAUAUAAAUGUCAGCACAAUAGAAAAUAUUUAGAUUGAAUAGAUAGAAAGUGAAAGUGAAGAUUCUUUUGAUUAAUUUGAAUAUACUUUUUAGGAUUGA